CACCAGCUGGUUGAAAAUACUGAUGAAACAUACUGCAUUGACAAUGAAGCCCUCUAUGACAUUUGCUUCAGGACGCUGAAACUCAAGACUCUCACAUAUGGUGACAUGAACCAUCUGGUGUCCCUCACAAUGUCUGGUGUGACAACUUGUCUAAGGUUCCCAGGUCAGCUCAAUGCCGAUCUCCAUAAACUUGCUGUCAACAUGGUCCCAUUCCCACGUCUCCACUUUUUCAUGCCCGGCUUCGCUCCUCUCACCUCCCGUGGUAGCCAACAGUACCAAGCCCUGACUGUACCCGAACUAACUCAACAAAUGUUCGAUGCCAAGAACAUGAUGGCUGCCUGUGACCCAAGGCAUGGCCGUUACCUCACAGUUGCUGCUGUCUUCAGAGGACGCAUGUCCAUGAAAGAAGUUGAUGAACAGAUGUUCAACAUUCAGAANGUUGAGUGGAUCCCUAACAACGUGAAGACUGCUGUUUGUGACAUCCCACCCAGAGGACUGAAGAUGGCGGCAACCUUCAUUGGUAACUCGACUGCCAUCCAGGAGCUGUUCAAGCGUAUCUCAGAGCAGUUCACAGCCAUGUUCAGGCACAAGGCUUUCUUGCACUGGUACACAGGUGAGGGCAUGGAUGAGAUGGAGUUCACAGAAGCAGAAUCAAACAUGAAUGACCUGGUGUCUGAGUACCAACAGUACCAGGAGGCAACUGCUGAUGAGGACGCAGAGUUUGACGAGGAGCUGGAAGCUGAAGUUGAGGGCAAGCAGCUAUGACACAAAAAUUUUAUAUUGCCUCAAAAU
Cryptotermes secundus is the source of this 792-nucleotide messenger RNA. RefSeq names its product tubulin beta chain. Gene Ontology annotation, cellular component: cytoplasm; microtubule. Gene Ontology annotation, biological process: mitotic cell cycle; microtubule cytoskeleton organization. The annotation marks the transcript as partial. The transcript has a single exon. Lineage: Eukaryota; Metazoa; Arthropoda; Insecta; Blattodea; Kalotermitidae. Gene Ontology annotation, molecular function: GTP binding; GTPase activity; structural constituent of cytoskeleton. The record is from RefSeq and is a predicted model, not a curated record.